GCCGCAACGGAGAAGAAGAGAGGAAUCCACGGCUCGCCCGUGAUCAUCCGACGGCCGACCUCCACCAGCGCCCGCUGGCGACGCAUCGCAGCCGCCCAGGAUGGGGAGCCCACAGCGAAAUAUUACGAGUCGCGAGUCGCGACUCGCACGGCCCGCGCCGCGCGCGGGGUGUCGGUCAAGGUGCCCCCACGCCCCCGCGGUUGGCGCCGCCGCCGCCGCCGCCCACCGCCGCCCGCGUGCACCCACCGCCACCUGUUGCCGCCUAAGGGGAACGCCUCCGUUAUAACCCACCGCACCAUGCCGUCCUCCACCGCCUCACCAUCCACGCCAGGGCCACCCCCGCCAUGGCCUCCCCUUCCCCUUCUCCCCCCGCCCCCGCCUCCGGCCGCCGCGUGCCGCCCCCGUGCUGGACUCCCGACGAGACCCUCGCCGUCGCUCGGGCCUACACGGCGCGCCGCCUCGCCGUCGGCCGGGAGCACCUGACCUCCGCCGACUGGGCCGCCGUGGCCGCGGCCGCCCCGUCCAAGACCGCCAGACAGUGCCGCCACAAGGUCGAGAAGCUCCGCCGCCGCCUCCGAUCCAGCCGCCGCCGCCCCUGCCCGCUUCUCGACGCCAUCGAUCUCCUCGACGGCCCUUCCCCGCCCUUCUUCUCCAAGUCGCAGUCCCGGUCCCCGUCCCUGUCCCCAUCGCCACCGCCGGCAGUUUCUCCGCCGUCUCCCCCUUCCCCUCCCGCCUCCCCGCCCAGGAAGAGGAGGCGGGACGAUGCCGGCGACGAGGAUGGACUGAGUGACGUGGUGGGAGCGCUGAGGGCCAUCGGAGAGGGGUUUCUGCGGGCGGAGGAGAGGAGGAUGGAGGCCGCCAGGGAGACGCAGAGGAUGCGGAUGGAGAUGGCGAUUCGGCACCUUGAUGCGCAGCGGAGGCUCAUGGACGCGUUCGUGGGUCGCAUCGUCGACGCCUUGGAGUAAAGUGGUGGCGCAAAGGUGUCUCCUCUCAAGUUUUCUUCCUUGUCCUCGUUUCGUAAUGGCUCGUGUUUAGGAGUUUCUUAGAGCUGUUCAUAUGUAGUAGCUGUGAUGGAUCUGUGAUGUAGUUGAAGUGGACAAAUCUUAGUGCUUUGCAGUCUUGUAUUUGCUGAAAGGGGCGUUUCUUAUGGAAGAAGAAAUUAUCUUCCCAUUUUCAUGUCAAUUUUGCUUGAAUUUGUUAACUUUUAUGUUCUGAAAAAAGUAACAUAUACUAUGAUAAAAUAACAGCUCUAGAACAUUGAAUGUUGAUGACAAUUGUGUUUGGGGCUA
Panicum virgatum (switchgrass) is the source of this 1289-nucleotide messenger RNA. Its product is annotated as extensin-like. The record is from RefSeq and is a predicted model, not a curated record. The coding region runs from base 345 to 965 and encodes 206 amino acids. Gene Ontology annotation, cellular component: nucleus. The transcript has a single exon. NCBI's taxonomy places the organism in Eukaryota, Viridiplantae, Streptophyta, Magnoliopsida, Poales, Poaceae. Gene Ontology annotation, molecular function: transcription cis-regulatory region binding.